This is a messenger RNA of Coniophora puteana RWD-64-598 SS2, 3099 nucleotides long. Its product is annotated as WD40 repeat-like protein. Bases 155 to 3028 code for a protein of 957 amino acids. Gene Ontology annotation, molecular function: protein binding. The record is from RefSeq and is a predicted model, not a curated record. Lineage: Eukaryota; Fungi; Basidiomycota; Agaricomycetes; Boletales; Coniophoraceae. The transcript is spliced from 2 exons.
CCCGAACCCGAACGAGCAUCUCGACUGGCAGGACCGCGACGUGGAGCGCGUGAUCGAGGCGCGCCUCGCGCCGCAGCACGCGCACGCGCUCGAUCUGGAGUGGCGCACGCGGUCUGGGUGGCUGAGGGCGCUCACGAGGCGCGCGGACGGGUGCAUGGCGUGGGCGGCGGUUGCGUGUGACUGGGUGUGUGCGGCGCUGGAUAGUGGGAGGGCUGUGGAGAGGGUGAGGGUGCUCGAGCAGCUGGCUGGGGGGUUGGAUGGGCUGUAUCGCGCUAUUUUGGGGGAUGCGUUUCCGCCGGUGCUGGACCAGGGACCAGGGCAGGGACAGGGGACGUCGGCGCAGGGACCAGCGUCGCCGCAAGGACAGGGACAGCUGCAAGGACAAGGAGGGGCGUCUGAUGUCGAGCGGUUCAAGUCCGUCAUGACCACACUCCUGAGCGUGCGCGAGCCGCUCGGGCUCCUCACGCUCAAGCAGCUCCGCGGCGAGGAACGCGAAAACCAGACGAUCGAGCACGUCUUCGCGCGCGUCUCAUUCCUGCUCGACGGGCCCGUCGCGCCGGGCACCGGCGGCAUCGCCGUCUCCCCAUCGGCGCCCGAGGCGCCCAUCACCAUCAAACACGCGACACUGCGCGACUUCCUGCUCUCCCCGAGCCGCGCGACGAAGGAGUGGUUCGUCGAUGCCUCCGGCGGCGCGUCGGCGUCGGGGGCGGCGGACGAGCGCCUCGCGCUCGCGUGUCUCCAGGUGAUGCGCGUCGGGUGCCGGUUCAACAUUCUCGGCCUCGAGUCGUCGUAUGUGUGCCACAACGAGAUCGCGGACUUUGACGCGCGCGUGAGGCGCCACGUUUCGCCUGCGCUGCGGUAUGCGUGUCGAUUUUGGAUGGAGCAUGCGAGCGCGACGCCUGCGGGGAGGCGCGGAUCGGUGAGAAGGGAGGUGGAGGAGUUUUUGGGGAAGGGGCUGUUGGUUUGGCUGGAGGUGGUGAGCGCGACGGGGUGUGUCGAGGCCGUUAGAGAAGGAAUGAAGGGGCUGGUCGCGUGGGCCGAGAACAGCAAGCUGAAAGCGCUCGUCCUCGACAUCCUCAACUUCCUCACCGUCUUCUCGGGGCUCAUCGCGUCCUCGUACCCCCACAUCUACCUCUCCGCGCUCCCGUUCACCCCGCCCGGCUCGUUCGUGUACAAGCGCUACGCGCCGCAGCUCGCGAGCGCGCUCAGCGUGUACUACUCGCACACGCUCGGCUGGGCGUCGCUCCCCGCGUUCAAGGAGCCGGGGCACCCCGUCACGGCGCUCGCGUUCUCGCCCGACGGCGCGUACCUUGCCGCGGCGGCGGACCGCGCUGUGCAUGUGUAUGAUCUGCGUGCGCGCGGGGUGCGGAGGCCCGAGCCGCGCGUGCUGAGGGGGCAUACGGGGCGGAUUGAGAGUGUUGCGUUUGCACCGGCUGAAGGGGGUGGUGGGGCGAAGCGGAGGAGCGGUGAGCAGCCGACGUCCCCGCGACAGCAGGGGCAGCAGCAGCAGCAGCAGCAGCAGCAGCAAGGACACCUUUUGGCGAGCGCGUCGGCGGAUGGGAGCGUUCGCGUCUGGAGCGUGCCCGAUGGGAACUGCGCGGUGGUGAUUCGCCCCGGGGUGGAGCAGGCGGUGACGGACGUUGCGUUCGAUGCUGCCGGCUGUAUACUGUUCACGGCGAGCCGCGAUGGGACGGUGCAGGCGUGGGACGCGAGGGCGCCGAAGCAGCGGACGCUGGUGUGGGGCGCGAUGCAUGCGCGGGGUGUGCAUCGCCGUGCCGCGUCGGGGUCUCCCUCGUCUGGGAAAGGGAAGGAGCGGGAAAGGGAGAAGUCGGCUAGGGAAAAGGAGAAGGAGGACAAGGGGAAGGAGAAGGAGGGGAAGAACGUCAAGUGUUCCCCGGAAGAAGAGGCGCCGUUCGCGAUCUCGUGCAUGCCCGACGGGAAGACGCUCGUGUCGGUUGGCGGGGACGCGGCGGUGCGUAUAUGGGAUGCGAAGACGGGCGAGGCGCUGUGCGAGAUGGCGCACGAGAUGGGCGGGCAGUGGUUAACGUGUGUUGCGUGCUCGAGUGGCGGGCUCGAGGUUGCUACCGGCUCGGGCGCGGCGCCUUCUGUACCUACCACCUCCGCUACCACCACCAACAGCGGCAGCAUCGGAAGCGGGAACGGCCCCUCGGACGCAAACCAAAUUCUUCUAUGGAACACCUACAGCGGCAACGUGACCGGCACGCUCAAAGGCCACACGGGGAGCGUCAAUAGCGUCGCGUACGCGCGCGACGGGCGGCUCGCGUCGGGCUCGGACGACUGCACGGUCAAGGUGUGGGCGUACAAUCUCUACGCGGGGCGGCUCAAGACGACGACGCUGCGCGGACACACUGCGCCCGUGGGCCCUGUCGCGUGGGCGCCCGACGGGGGCUGCGUCGCGGGCGGUGCGGCGGACGGGACGGUGCGGGUGUGGAACGUUGCGCCGCCGGAUCCGACGCUUGGAAAUGGGGGUGGCGGGGGCGGCACACCGCACGGGCAUGGGAACGGCGCGAAUGCGAGUGGGAGCGGGUAUUUCGAGAGCACGAACGAGUGGCCGCAGGGGUGGCGGUACGACGAGGGGACGGGGUGGGUCGUGGACGGGUCGAAGCGGCUGCUGUUCUGGGUGCCGCCGUGGGCGCGGGCGGGGCUGUGGACGCCCGACACGCGGCAUGUUAUCGCGCAGGACUCGACGAGGGUGCUGCUGUCGCGGUUUAUGAUCGCGCACGGGAACGAGUGGCAGAAUUGCGUGGACGAGAGUGUGACGGGGAUCGCGCCGAUGGUGCUCAGCGUCGGCGGGAAGGGCGAGGUGAUGACGGUGGGCAUGGGUGGUGAGCCGGUGAGGCCGUGCGAGGACAAUUUGAUGGUUGAGCCUGGGAUGGGCAAGUGGCCAUGGGACGACGUCGGGUAUGUGGAAAGGCCCAAGGUGGCGGAUGGGUCUGGGAGUUUGUUUGGCUGGGGCGCAUGGAAGCCACCCAAGUUUAGUUUUCUGAGAUCAGCUUCAGGACUGUGACUUUGAUCCUUUUAGUGUAUUCAUGUUUUUGGAGACUCAUGUUGUAUUUUACCUUGUCGAACGUAAGCGCC